Molecule: messenger RNA, 1282 nt
Organism: Epinephelus fuscoguttatus (brown-marbled grouper)
Lineage: Eukaryota; Metazoa; Chordata; Actinopteri; Perciformes; Serranidae
Product: zinc finger protein 32-like
Exons: 2
Coding region: 89-1192 (367 amino acids)
Biological process (GO): regulation of transcription by RNA polymerase II
Molecular function (GO): RNA polymerase II cis-regulatory region sequence-specific DNA binding; DNA-binding transcription factor activity
Source: RefSeq, a predicted model, not a curated record
CUGCGAGCAGUAGUCCGAGCUUUAAUACAAGCAGAAGAAACGUCGGUGUGUCUCUCCUGUCCUCUGUCCCCCUGUCUCUGGGUCCAACAUGUCCAGACUCCAGGGCCUGAAGACUUUCAUCAACAAGCGGCUCACCGCGGCAGUGGAGGACAUCUUUGGACAUCUGGAGAGGACAAUAACCGAGUAUGAAGAGGACAUGGACCGCCGCCACCGGAAGCUGCUGGAUAAAAUCAAACAGCGGACAGAAGCAGAUGUCCAGCAGCAGCAGUUGGUUAAAGAAGAGGUUCCCCCUGAGCAGCAGGAGUGGAGCUCCAGUGUGGAACAGGAGGACCCAGAGCCCCCACACAUUAAAGAGGAAGAGGAGGAACUGUGGAGCAGUCAGGAGGGAGAGCAGCUUCAAGGGCUGGAGGAGGCUGAUAUCACCAAGUUCACAUUCACUCCUGUCCCUGUGAAGAGUGAAGAUGAUGAAGAGAAACCUCAGUCUGAGGGACACCACUGUGGAGGACCAGUUGGGGGGGCCAAGGCGUCAGACCUCUCUGAACCCGAGACUGAAGUCAGUGAUGAUGACGAUGAUGAUGAUGAUGAUGAAGAUAAGGAGACCAGAGAACCUCCGUCAGGUUUAAACUCUCUGAAAAAUGACGUUCCAGUUGGCGAUGACGGACAUGAUGGCAGCAGGAAGUCUUUUAUCUGCUGCGAAUGUGGACGAAAGUUUGGUCGUAAGGACAGUCUGAGACGACACAUGAGGUUCCACACAGGAGAGAAACCGUACAGCUGCUCCGUUUGCGGGAAACGUUUCUCCCAACGGCCAAAUCUAAUCCGUCACAUGAGGUGUCACUCCGGAGAGAAACCCUUCAGCUGCUCCUUCUGCGACACCAGCUUCGCCGUGCGGAGUGCGCUGGUGAACCACCUGAGGAUCCACACCGGGGAGAAACCGUUCAGCUGCUUGUUCUGUGACAAGAGCUUUACACAGAAGGGCGGGCUGAAGAAACACAUGACGGUGCACACGGGGGAGAAACCAUACAGCUGCCCCGUGUGCGAGAAGAGUUUCUCUCAGAAGGCAAACCUGACGUAUCACUUCUCCGUACACACGGGACAGAAACAGUUCAGCUGCAGUGUGUGUGAGAAGAGGUUCACGUGGCAGUCACAGGUCAAGAGUCACAAGUGUGUUGGUGAGAGCAGCAGUGGCUCCUGAAGCUGUGAGCGAGCGGCGCCAACAUGACGGUGAUGGCUUCAAAUGAAUUUAAUAUGUCUUUUACAGAAAAUAAAUGUUGACUGAGAUCGA